UUGUCUCUAAACUUGAAAGCGAAGGAGUUGCUAACCCGCAUGAACAAGUCUCUCACUCCCUUUUCUUUCUUCCUUCAAGUGUCUAUAUAUACAUACAUGGCACAACGUUUGAGUUCAGUUGAUUUCACGUAAUUCAUCGACUUUCAAGAUCAGUCUGUCAUAACUCGUUUUCACCCUAUGGCUUACAUUCCUCGUCACAAGCGGCAUUCAAAGGUUCUAGAGAAGUUAUCAACAACUCCAGAGUUUCUUGUUCCUCGGUUUAAGAGAGACACAAAUUUAAAGUCAGCAAAAUCUUAUAUAGAGAGAAGUGGGAAGAUUGUAUAUGCAAACAAUGCCAUAUCUAGAUGGAUUAUGGUUGGUUCGACUCUGGCUGACCAAUUUCCUGCUUCUGUUAAUCUUGAACCGGUUUCCCUCGAAGCCUUUGAGCAGAGAACGGUAGGAAAGCCUCGGGCUUUGGUCAACAGUCAUCUGAUGAGAGAAGAGUGUAAUGAUCAAAGUGGGAGCAUUUUGAGUAGACCGUGGGCAUCACUAAGUGGAACAUUAUUACAAGACAUCUUAUCUACUUUUGAAAUCAUGAAAAAUGAAAUGGUUUUUCAUGAGUUGGAAGUAAUAAAGCCAGUGUUGGUUGCUAGAUUUGGUAAAGUUCUUUUCCAUGGGAGCCCUUCUGUGAGCCUUGAGGGCAUUAAAGAAAGUGAAGUUGCUGAAGCUACUCUGAGACAAUUAAGAAGAACAUUUUACACGAGUGUUCCUACAUCAUAUAUGGAAAAUAUUGUCGAUGUAGUUGCCCCAGAAAUUGGAGUGGAUUUUGAAGACGAGAAAGACAUAUACCAUGUAAAGCUGUCUGAUAGCAGAAGACAAGAUGCACUCAUUUCAUGCAAAUGCAAUGUGACAAAUGAUAACAGGCUUGAACUCUAUAAGGUUGAACUCAACCAAAUUCGUCACAUGGUUAUAGACAUAUCUUGCCUUGAAAAAAGUCGAGACCUGAGGCUAAUGUUCUGUGCCAAGAGGAUCUUAACAUCUCUGACUGACGAUGAGAAGUGUAGCAUUAGAGAAUUGAUCAAUUCUGCAGUUCCAGAUGCAGAUGUAAAGGGCGGACUGAGAUGGCCUGUUGGAAAAGCAUCUUCUGGAGAUAGAGAUAGAUACAACGUCAUUGGGGUUUGGCACACGAUAUCGAAAACAUACAAUAGUCCAUCUUUGAGGCUCAAGGUAAGACAUGCUGAUCGAUUUGAUUUCAAAACUUCGACUGGGGAAGCUACGAACGAGAUUGUGCUGAAGUUGAAAGGAAUCGUCUCAGAAUUGCAGGAACACAAGUUGCAAGACUCGGUCUCUGUCAUGCUUGAAGACACCUUGAAGUUGAUAUGGGAGCACUUCCUGAGCCAUGAACAUUCUCCUCUGUCAUGAAAUCCCUGUGUGGAUGGUGGUGUACUAAAGUGUCAUUACUACAACUAUAUGAUAUGGGUUGAAAAUGGGUGUCUGUGUUUUGAUAGUUAAGUUCUUUGCAUCUUUUGUUGUUGAGUGGUUAAGUGAGUGCUGUUGGGUUUUUGUCAAUAUGGUCUGUUUUCCAUUUGGCUUGUAAUUUUUAUGAGACUGAUACUGUUUUGUAAAGAAAUGUGUUUUUCUUCCCUUAAAAAGGGCUUUCUUCUCCUGUCAUUGCUUAUGCAGUGCUUAUGAUCAUAUGAAUGAAGGAAACAUCUCCACAUUUUUAUGA
Messenger RNA from Tripterygium wilfordii, 1708 nucleotides. RefSeq lists its product as uncharacterized. NCBI's taxonomy places the organism in Eukaryota, Viridiplantae, Streptophyta, Magnoliopsida, Celastrales, Celastraceae. Bases 178 to 1401 code for a protein of 407 amino acids. The record is from RefSeq and is a predicted model, not a curated record. The transcript has 8 exons.